UAAACAAAACACAAGUUUACCUUCGCAGAGCCAUUAAUUAAAUAAACAAUCAGUAUUGGCCAUCAAGUUUAACAGUAAUCACCACACAAAAAGAGAAAACGAUCUCCUACUUCUAUUUUUUAGCAUUGCGUAAUUUAUGGGCGUUCUUCUUCCUUACAAGUCUCGAAUAGAAAAAUAGUACUUUAAUAAUUCCAAGAAUUUUAAGGUUCCAAGAAAAGAACGUUGUUUUGCACCUGUUUUUUGUUUUUUUUCGAUUGUUCCAUUUUAUAUUGAAAAGUUAUUAGGUUAUAUUGUUUAUUAAAUAUGUUUGUUCAAUGAAAUCAAUCAUAAUAUAUUAAAUAUAUAAGAGUAUUACACAAAGCAAACAAUAGCAAUGGAUGAACAAAAGUUUAAGAUCGAUCAAAUAGAUCAAAUAAACAUGGUGGUUCACCAUGUUUUUUUAACCAGACAGCUGCCACAAACAUCCGAAUGCUCAAGCCUUUCUGGAACAUUAGUGCGAUUUACCUUUGAUCAUUUGCCUACAAUGGAUGCACCAAUGAUGGGUUUAAAACAUGUUCGCAAUACAAUGGAGAAAUGGAAAAACACACAAAGUGUUAUUGUUGAUGCUAUUCAGAUAUCAGAGGCUCUCGAUGCUUUGCAACCAGGAGAAACGUUUGCCAUAUUUGCUCGAGCUCAUAAUUCAGUUAUAACAAUUAAAAGAUACGAAGAUGAUCUUAAUAAUGCUCUUAUGAGUGUAUUUAGAGUAUCCUCAAAUAAUGAAAAAGUUAUGAGUGAGGGAGAUUUGUUUCAAACUUUCCCUGAGAGAGCCGUUCGGAUUCCGUUCAAUCGAUUUUUAUUUAAAGCAUUUUCUGUUCAAGUUGCCAUACUAUGCAAUGAAACCUUUGAAAAAACAAUCCAAAUAAAAAGAAAAGAUGGAGACAAUCAUUUUGACACACGUAAUGUUGUUGAACCCGUUUUUGUUAUUUCAUGGUUGCUGGGAGCCAUGUCUGGAACAAUGCAAGGGGUUGAAAACUGUGUAUGUGUUCAUAAAGUGAUACGCGAUGAUGUUUUCUGCGCUACUGAAUUAGAAAUUCCAUGGCGUCGUUCAGGAGAAUGGUUUGCAAUUAAAUGUGUUCUUCAAAUACUAUUAGUAACUGAACUGGGGUCAGUUGAAGGAACUGUAAUUUAUAAAUCUAUGAUGAUUUAUAUCAUGAUUAGUUUCCUUGACAACCUUCCCUACACUUUUGAUGAUAAUGAUACAGUUAUGCAGAUGUUAAGCAAAGUUAGUAGAAGAAUGGCAAAACUAAACAACAGAAUGGAACAACCGAAUGGAACAACCGAACUAAACAACCGAGGGGAAAAAAAUAGCUUUAGCUUAGUAUGUGAUGGAGUUCUAUCCAAAAAAACAAGUCAAUGGAUAAAAGUUGUAUUUAAAAAAGCACACAACGUUUUGCAAAGAAAACGAAAAGAAGCAGACAAGCGUUGGAGUAAACACAUAAAAUUUUGUUGGGAACAAUUGCCAAUUUUUUAUAGAUUUCAUGCACGUGACCAUAUAUCACAUAAAUUAAACGAAAAAGCUAUUCUCCGUAUAAAACAAGCAUUUCAAGAAGAAAAAGAUUUCAGUUUACAUGUAAGCAUUCCAAAAUGUAUAAACCGAUGGAAUGAUGUCACAACACUGUUUGAUAUAAAUUUGUUAAUAUCAGUUGCACAAAACGAUCAAUGUGAAGAAAUCCUUUGGGACUUUGAAAUUUGGGUAAAAAAUAUUUUGAGGAAAAAUUGUAUAGUUAAUAUGGCUCAAUUUUUUGAAUACAGCGAUCAAAUUUUUGAUUUAAUGUGCAAAUAUUUUGAGAUUAGUUUAAAAUUUUAUCAAAAUGAUCCGGUUGGAUCAAGUCGAAUGAUACUAACAAUAUUUCUAAUUAUUGCUGUACUUGAUUCAACUGCAAUAAUGAAGUGGCCAUUAUUGUCUGAGUACCAUAGCAGCUUUGAUGAAAAUUAUUUUGAUAGUUUGUUAAUACCACUUUACGAAGAUAUGAAAUAUUUGCAAGCUGUUCGAAUUUAUUUCAUCACCAGAAAUAUGCAAUCAAAAUAUCCAUGCAUAUUGUCAGAAUAUAAUGUAAACUCUAUUGGUUUUAGAAUAGCAAAUGAAAACCAAGAAAUGCAAUUAAAAAGAAAAGAAAUUCUUUUGUAUGCUCACCAACAACGAGAGGAAAAAAAAAAGAGUUUGAAGUCAAAAAAAGCCGUUAUGAUCGUUUAACGCAAGAAUACUAUAGAGCAACACACGAUAUAAAUGAGAGAGGUAGA
This is a messenger RNA of Hydra vulgaris (swiftwater hydra), 2280 nucleotides long. RefSeq lists its product as uncharacterized. The record is from RefSeq and is a predicted model, not a curated record. Lineage: Eukaryota; Metazoa; Cnidaria; Hydrozoa; Anthoathecata; Hydridae.